CGGCUCCGCGCGGCCCCUCUUCCGCUUCCCGUCCCCGCCCCCGGCGGCCGCCCCGGGGCGCCGGGGCCGAGUCCCCUCCCGCUUGGCCGCGGAGCCCGCAUCCCAGAGCUGUCGGGGGCUCGAGCCCCAUCCAGAGGCUCCGGGGAGCGCGGGGUGGCGGAGCCGGAGGCGCCCAGAGGUGCGGGCGGCGGCGAGCCGGAAGGAGCAGCAGGCGGCGUGCCUGCGAUGGAGCGCGCGGCGGAGCCCUGGGGUCCGGACCCGCGCGGCCCGGAGGAGAGGGAGCAGCCGAGAGGCGCCCGGACAGGUCUCGGGGGUGAGAAUGUGGAGAUGUCUCAGGCGGAUGAGUUUGAACAUACCCCACAGGAGGAUGACUUGGGGUUCAAGGAAGAGGAAGAUCUGGCCCCAGGUCAUGAAGUAGGAAAUGCCUCUCUCAAACCUGAAGGCAUCCAGACCUGGGAUGACUUGUGGGUCCAGAGAGAGGGACCAGGAAAACCUCCGGCUCGAGACAGAGGCCCCCGGCUCCUGGGAGAACCACGCUGGGGCCAGGCUAGCGAUCGGGCUGCUGUAUGUGGCGAGUGUGGCAAGAGCUUUCGGCAGAUGUCGGAUCUGGUGAAGCAUCAGCGGACACACACAGGGGAGAAACCCUACAAGUGUGGGGUCUGCGGCAAGGGCUUUGGGGAUAGCUCUGCCCGGAUCAAACACCAGCGAACUCAUAGCGGUGAAAAGCCCUACAGAGCCAGACCGCCGGCCCAGGGCCCUCCAAAGAUUCCUAGGUCCAGGGUCCCUGCUGGCGAGCGCCCCACUAUCUGCGGGGAAUGUGGCAAGAGCUUCCGGCAGAGUUCAGACUUGGUGAAGCACCAGCGGACACACACGGGUGAGAAGCCCUACAAGUGUGGCAUCUGUGGCAAGGGCUUUGGUGACAGUUCUGCUCGCAUCAAGCACCAGCGAACACACCGUGGGGAGCAGCCCCCCCGGCCCGUGGUGCCCCGGCGGCAGCCAUCUCGAGCAGCCACAGCCGCCGCACAGGGACCCAAAGCCCAGGACAAGCCAUAUAUCUGCACCGAUUGUGGCAAAAGAUUUGUGCUCAGCUGCAGUCUUCUGAGCCACCAGCGCAGUCACCUGGGGCCCAAACCUUUUGGCUGCGAUGUGUGUGGAAAGGAAUUUGCCCGGGGCUCAGACCUGGUGAAGCACCUUCGGGUGCACACGGGAGAGAAGCCCUACCUCUGCCCUGAGUGUGGCAAGGGCUUCGCUGACAGCUCUGCCAGGGUCAAGCACCUCCGCACCCACACCGGCGAGAGGCCUCACGCCUGCCCUGAGUGUGACUGCACCUUCAGCCUCAGCUCCACUCUGCUCCGCCACCGCCUGACGCACAUGGAGCCGCAGGACUUCAGCUUCCCGGGCUACCCCCUGGUCCCCAGCCCACCCCCCAGCUCAAGCUCCCCCCCACCUCCUCUUGGUACCAGCCCCCCACUGACACCGCGAAGCCCCUCACACUCAGGAGACGGGCCUUUUGGCCUGCCUGGCUUGGAGCCAGAGCCCAGGGGCCCACAGGCUGGGGAGCCACCACCUCUAGCGGGUGACAAGCCCCACAAGUGCCCCGAGUGCGGCAAGGGCUUCCGCCGAAGCUCAGACCUGGUGAAACACCAUCGGGUGCACACGGGGGAGAAGCCCUACCUCUGCCCUGAGUGUGGCAAGGGUUUUGCUGACAGCUCAGCCCGAGUCAAGCACCUCCGCACCCACCGUGGAGGACAGGCUCGGCCACCACCACCAGCCACUCUCCUGAGGCCACAUAACCCCCCAGGCCCAGCACCCAUGGCCCCUCGACCCCGAGGCCGGGCCCAGCCCUCUGGACUCGGCCAGCCCCACGUGUGCAGCUUCUGUGGGAAGGAGUUCCCCCGGAGCUCAGAUCUGGUCAAACACAGGCGCACGCACACCGGGGAGAAGCCAUACAAGUGUGCGGAGUGUGGCAAGGGUUUUGGUGACAGCUCUGCCCGGAUCAAGCACCAGCGUGGGCACCUGGCCCUGAGGCCCUUUGGGACCGGGGGUGGUCUGGCAAGGCCCCUCAAGGUGGAGCCACCCAUGGGACUGGAAUGAUGGGGUAGAGGGAGGGUGGAGGAGCAGAGACCACAGGGAUGGUAUCUUGCCUACUCAGAGAAGGAAGGACCUGGGAGUCGGUGGGGGAAGAAAUGGAGAAAGGAGUGAGUAGAUGAAGAUUGGAGACAAUGAUCUUGAAGCUCAGGAAACCAUCCCAGCUGGGCUCCGUCAGGGCCAUGCCAGUGUGGUCUAUACCCCCAGCUUCUAGAACACUGCCUAGUGCACAGUAGGCACUCAAUAAAUACUUGUUGAAUUAAUAAACUGGUCUUAGCCUGAAGUCUUUAACCCUAAAUUCCUGUAGCCUCUAACCUGUUCAGAACUGGUCAGCACCCUCAGCCAUGGCUUGGUCAAACCUUCAUGGGACUUGGGGUUCAGGGUGACAGAACUAGGCAGGGGCGACUUGAUCAUCCUUCUAAGGAGCGUAUUGCUGUGCGGCAGGCAGGACCGCCUCAGGCCAUUGGACGUGGUCUGAGCCAGGAAGGGCCCUCGUGGACAGAGCCCGGACCUGCCUGCCCUGGAGGACCCCACCCACCCUGACACCUGGACACGGCAGAAUAGGCCAGAGGCAGCAGAACUCUGCUCUGCAUGCCAGGCCCAGGCCCUGUGGACAGCAG
Molecule: messenger RNA, 2708 nt
Organism: Eptesicus fuscus (big brown bat)
Lineage: Eukaryota; Metazoa; Chordata; Mammalia; Chiroptera; Vespertilionidae
Gene: ZNF48
Product: zinc finger protein 48
Exons: 3
Coding region: 226-2094 (622 amino acids)
Source: RefSeq, a predicted model, not a curated record